This is a messenger RNA of Prorocentrum cordatum, 2420 nucleotides long. NCBI's taxonomy places the organism in Eukaryota, Dinophyceae, Prorocentrales, Prorocentraceae. The record is from the annotation of a GenBank genome assembly.
CAGCCAAGAGGUGCCUGCUCGUACUUCGGCAGCCAUUUUGACUCGAGCGAUCCCCCCUGGUGACCUCGCGGCCCAGACACGGUUGCCCGUGGCGCCCCCGUCUCAAAACCAUGCGCUACGGCGGAGCCUUCGGCUCAGGCUAUGGCGGCGGCGGCGCGCUUGGCGCCCACGGCGCCUAUGGCGGCGGCGCCUACGGCGGUGGCGCGUACGGCAGCGGCGGUGGCGCGCUCGGCACGCUCGGCGCCGGCAGCGGCGCGCACGGCGGCCCGCUCGGCUACGGCGCCGGGUACGCGGGCGGCGGUGCGCUCGGCCACGGCGCAGGGCACGGGCAGGCGGAUUGCUGCACGGCCACCGCCGUCUCUUGCUGCGGUGCUGGCCCAGGCGGUGCCGCCGGCGACGCCUGCGGCGGUGGCGGCGGGACAAUCCUGUCGUACGUGGGGCCCGGGGGCGAUUACGUCCAGGAGACGACCUACAGGUACGUGGGGGCCGGCGCCGGCGAGUUCGGCGUCCUCCGCAUCCCCCGCGCGGGGCCCAAUUGCUGCUGCGUGGUGGUCCCGUUGCUGCUGGUUCCCCUGCUGCUGCUCCCGCUGCUCUUGUUCUCCCUCGCCCCGGGAAGCACCACGACCACGACCACGACGACUGUGAGGACGACCUUCCCGCCGUUGCUCGACCGACCGACCCCUCCGCCAGAUGCGCCGACGACGACGACCGAGAAGACGACGACGACCAGGCCGCCGCCACCGCCUCCGCCGCCGCUGCCCCCGCCGCCCCCGCCCCCGCCGCCCCCGCCUCCGCCGCCGACGACCACCCAGAAGAGGAUCAAUUGUGCCGAGGGUGCCCCGGAGUCUUGGGACGUGGCCAAGAAGGUGCAGUGCUGCCUGAUGGAGAACAAGGGGUGCCCGACCACGUCCACCUCGCCCUGCCCCAUCGACUGCAACGCCGGCUACAAUGACCUUGACCCGCUGCAGUGGGUGCGCGGGUGGUCCGGCCAGAAGAAGCUGUAUUGCUGCAAGACGGCGAACAGAGGCUGUCCCUCGGAGCUGCCGCCCCCGUCGGGCGCGCCGCCAUCGGGCCUGCCGCCCGCGCCCGACACGAGCGUCUACGACUGCGACGCGGGAUACCACCACUGCAUGCACUGCCUGGAGCUGUCGUGGUCCCCCCCGAAGAUCAACUAUUGCUGCAGGAACUUCCACAAGGGGUGCAGGGGCGAGGAGCCAGCGUGAAAGGGCCGCAGGGUCUAAGAGGGCAGCGCUGUAGUGGCCGCAGGGGGAUCGAAGAGGAGAGCGAGGUGAAUGAGAGGGAUGGCGUAGGCUGGGGAGUGCGCAAACGGGUGUCAGAUUCUUGCCAGCACCCGUGUCACGGCCGAGGAAUCAUUUUUGGUGUUGUUGCGGCUCUCCGUGGCAAAGAUACCGGAGAGCGCAGAAAUCGGGAUCACGUUCGUGAUCACGAACAUAAGAAUUGUACAUAUUUCUUCAUCAGCGAUCUUCUAGAUCCUCACGAUCCUCGCCCUUUCGCUGCCGCUUCCUGUUUUUUGUAAACCAUUGACGCAAGGAGAACCAGCCAACAUUGUGAAGUGUGUUUCUGCGUGUUGGUGCAAGCAUUGCACACCUUGUCCAAGCACAGUUGCCUUCACAACGCGAUGCCGGAGACUCAAACAGCUCCCUCGAGACGGCUUUCCGCGACAUUCGCGACGUCGUCUCAGAUGGUUGAUCGUGCCAAAGCAUGUUGCCAACAAGCAAGAAAGUUAUUGUCAUGAUCCUGUCGAUCGCCGAUUGGAUUCGGCCACUUGUGAGAGAUUGUGCAAGAUAUUUCUGUUCCUCGGCAUCGCUUCCAAAUCGACUCAGCAAUGCAGCUGACGCCCGACACGUCGCCAGAGCUGACUCAAAUAUCAAUCGUCGAGUCAGGUUAUGUCCACUUGGAUCGUUUGUUUGGGAUGAUCUCGCGGGCCGCUCGAAUUCCGUCCCCCUUUGGUAUAGUAGGAGAACCGUUACCGGCUGAGAAUCCAUCGCACGUUUGCGUUGCAUCACGUUUGUUGCGCGAUGUCAGUUUGGAAUGUGUGUGAUAAAGUGCCUCAUGUCUGCCCGGGGGAGAGUGCAGGAUUGUUCAAGCCUCUCUACGAGAGCCCCAGAACAGUCUCAAGACGAUUCAAGGCGGCUCCGAUAUAGUACAUGACGGAUCCGAGAUAGUGGUUUGUUUUAGGCAGCCCAACACGCCCCAAAGAGAGUUUUGGUAUGAGCCUAAAAGGGCGCAUGUGUUCUCUUUUUCAAAAGGACCAGAUGGCGGCCUAGCGGACACCGAGGCAGUCGAGACAGCGUCAAGAGCGCCAGCCGACGUGAUAGACAUAUCGGGUAAUAUGUCGGCAGCUCCUCCCCGUCAUUCCGUUGAAGAACCAUGCGAAGUGGCGGCGGGGUGGACUGCGU